This is a messenger RNA of Trichoderma virens Gv29-8, 1422 nucleotides long. It is a transcript of the gene NPKA, whose product is annotated as serine threonine protein kinase. Gene Ontology annotation, molecular function: cyclin-dependent protein serine/threonine kinase activity; ATP binding. Gene Ontology annotation, cellular component: nucleus. The transcript has 2 exons. Lineage: Eukaryota; Fungi; Ascomycota; Sordariomycetes; Hypocreales; Hypocreaceae. The record is from RefSeq and is a predicted model, not a curated record. Gene Ontology annotation, biological process: protein phosphorylation; regulation of mitotic cell cycle. Bases 1 to 1422 code for a protein of 473 amino acids.
AUGUCCAGCAAGCCCAAGUCAAGAUGGGCAAGCACCGCAGAAGACGCCGAGUUUGAAGCAAGGCAGAAGAAGGAAAAAGAAGAACGCCGACGCAAAAAGGCGCAAAAGCUCGAAGAAGAAGAAAAGAAGAAAGCAAUGCUCGCUGCCGCCGCUGCUGCGAAGGCUUCAGAAACCGCAGAGACAAACGACGACAACGACAACGACGCGGCAUCAUCGUCAUCACGGCCCUCCAAACGACGAAAGCUCACCCCCGAACCCCCCAACAACUCCUCCUCCCCCGCCGCCUCCCUGCUCCGCUUCGACGUCGGCUCCUGGAAGCCCAGCCGCAGCGUCGACAACUACGACAAGCUCAACGACAUCGAGGAGGGCACGUACGGCUGGGUGGCGCGCGCAACGGAGCUGGCCUCGGGCAGGGUCGUCGCCCUCAAGCGGCUCAAGCUCGAGGCCGGCGACCCCAACGGCUUGCCCGUGACGGGCCUGCGCGAGAUCCAGAUCCUCAAGAACUGCCGGCAUCGCAAUGUCGUUGCCAUGGAGGAGGUUGUCGUGGGCAAUGACACCUCCAAGCCAGACAACUCCAUCUUCCUCGUCCUCGAAUUCGUCGAACACGACCUCAAGAGCAUCCUCGAAGACAUGCCCGAACCCUUCCUCUCCUCCGAAGUCAAGCGCCUCCUCCUCCAGCUAACCUCCGGCGUCGCCUACCUCCACCAAAACUACAUCCUGCACCGCGACCUCAAGACCUCCAACCUCCUCCUCAGCAACCGCGGCCUCCUCAAGAUCGCCGACUUCGGCAUGGCCCGCUACGUCGGCGACCCCCGCCCCAAACUCACCCAGCUCGUCGUCACCCUGUGGUACCGCGCCCCCGAGCUCCUCCUCGGCACCCGCUCCUACGACGCCGCCGUCGACAUGUGGUCCGUCGGCUGCAUCAUGGGCGAGCUCAUCACCCGCGAACCUCUCUUACAAGGCUCCAACGAGGUCGACCAGAUAUCAAAGGUCUUUGAGCUCUGCGGCGUCCCCACCGAAGACUCCUGGCCCGGCUUCCGCCGCCUUCCCAACGCCCGCUCUCUCCGCCUCCCCAAACAGUCCCCCCUGGCCUCCGGCUCCGUCAUCCGCGCCCGUUUCCCCAACCUCACAGCGGCCGGUGCCUCUUUACUCAACAGUCUACUCUCUCUGGACCCGGACAAGCGACCGACGGCCAAGGAGAUGCUGGAGCACGAGUACUUCCGCCAAGACCCCAAGCCCAAGCCCGAGAGCCUAUUCCCCACGUUCCCCAGCAAGGCUGGCCAGGAGAGGAGGCGGCGGCACGAGCCUGACGCCCCCGUUCGCGGGCAGGCCGUUGCCCUUGGCGAUGUCGAUUUCAGCGGCAUCUUUCAAGGCAGGGACAAGGAAGAAAGAGGCGCCGGGUUCAGUUUACGCAUGGUAUGA